AUGGCGGAAGAGGAGCCUGCUAGGGAGGUAGAGGUGGCACCUAUGGCAGAAGAGGAGACUCCUACGGAAAUUAAGGAAAUUAAGGAAGAGGUGGCUACCAGGGCGAUAGAGGAAGAGGCUACAAUGGCGGUAGAUGAGGAGGUUUGCAGGGCAGAAAGGGAGGAGGCUCCUAUGGAGGUAAAGGAGGUUCGCAUGACAGAAAGGGAGGAGGCUGAGAAAAGAUUUGUUGAGAAAGACUACAAUGGCGCAAGUAGCUAUGCUUUGAGAGCUCAAAUUCUUUGUCCAAGCUUGGAGGGUAUAAAAGAAAUGAAAACUACAUUUGAUGUGUAUGUUGCAUCUAAGACAAAAUUGAAAGGGGAAAUUGAUUUCUAUGCAAUUUUUGGUCUAAAACCAUCUGCCAUUAAGGCUAGGCUCAUCAAACAGUAUAAGGAGAUGUAUAAGGCAUUUAAGCUUCUAUCGGAAACAUGGAAUAUAUUGUCUGACCUCAGUGAACGAACCGAGAAGGAGAAGAAGGAGAAGAAGGAGGAGAAGGAGGAGAAGGAGAGGUGGUGGUUUCUAACUAGCCUAGUACUGCCACAAUUUCUGGCACAGUGGAGCUUCAAUCAGUGGUGA
This is a messenger RNA of Impatiens glandulifera, 612 nucleotides long. RefSeq lists its product as uncharacterized. The coding region runs from base 1 to 612 and encodes 203 amino acids. NCBI's taxonomy places the organism in Eukaryota, Viridiplantae, Streptophyta, Magnoliopsida, Ericales, Balsaminaceae. The record is from RefSeq and is a predicted model, not a curated record. The transcript is spliced from 2 exons.